AUGGAAAAGCUAGAAAAUGUAAAAGCUGGAGCAAUUGAUAGCGUCGUUUUUAUACUUGAUUUUCAGGCUUCCAUUGCCGUUGGUUUUAAGGCUCAAAGACUAGAUUUUCCUUGUCGAAAGUUCACUUGCUAGUGAGACUAUCAGAUUGAUUCGACAUUGUGACACUUGAAUCAUGAGUUUUUCGGAUUCUGUAGUGAUAUCCCCACUCGCCCCAGCGUUCCAGUCAAUUGAUAUUACUUCUUCAAUCGCUAUAGUAAUCUUUCUUGCCACACUCACAGUAUGUAUAAUGACGAUUUCAUCGGUUUCCAUACCUUGCAAUAUAACUAACAAUUGUGAUAGUACCUAAUUGCCAUCACAUUCUACAACUACUACCUCCACCCCCUUUCCAAAUAACCCGGACCACUCCUAUGGACCCUUUUCCGGCUCCCCUUUGCCUACUCCCUUCAGUCAGGACAUCUAGUCCACGAGACCAAAAGAUUUCACGACAAAUACGGCCCCAUCGUUCGUCUUGCUCCAAACGAGUUAUCUUUCAUCAGCCCAUCAGCAUGGCAAGAUAUCUACGGCCACCGAAAACGCGGCCACAAAGAAAUGACGAAAAAUCCGAUCUGGGCUCAGCCUUCCCCUAAUGGUGCAUUCUCUCUGAUCAAUUGUAAAGAGGAAGAUCAUGCACGCAUGUGGAAGCCGUUCGUUCCGGCAUUUAGUAUGAGAGCGUUGAAAGCACAAGAAGAGAUUAUUCAGGGGUACGUGAGUAUGCUUAUGGAAAAGUUGAAGUCCCGCGCGACUUCUGGGGACGUGGUUGUGGAUAUUAAGGAUUAUUAUAAUUGGACGACCUUUGAUAUCAUUGUAGGUCUUCUUCAAGAAAAUGCUUUGUCGUGUUUGUCUAACCUCUAAGUUCUAGGGAGACUUGGGAUUCGGUGAACCAUUUGACUGUCUUCAGAAUGAACAAUACCAUCAAUGGGUCUCGUUCCUCUUUGGGCAUUUGAUAGCUGGUGCUCUCCUUGCAAGUGUAAACUUUUAUCCUUGGAUAUUCAAAGCUCUUCUGGCUCUGGUUCCCAAGUCUGCACAUCAAGCAGCAUUAGCGCACCACGCGAUGAGCUGUGACAAGGCCAAAAGACGCAUGAACUUGAGAACUGAUCGAAAGGAUAUUUUCUCACACGUCUUGGCCUUAAAUGAUGAAAAGGGGUUAACUCUGCCUGAGCUUGAGGCUACAGCUGCCAUCAUCAUUCUUGCUGGCUCGGAAAGUACUUCUACCAUGUUAACAGGAACCACUAAUUCGUUAAUGAGGAACCCGGAGAAGUUGAGUAAACUUACCGAUGAGGUUAGGAGUAGUUUCAGGAAAGAAUCAAAUAUUACUUUAGAUGCCUUAGAACAACUUACCUAUUUAAGAGCGGUUUUCCAGGAAGCGUUUCGCUUAUUGCCACCCGUGCCAACUCAAAUCCCUCGAAUCGUCCCACCAGAAGGAGAUACCAUCUGUGGACACUUUAUCCCUGGAAACGUAAGAAAAUACCAUUUCCUCCCUUCGAAACCCAUCUACUAACAAACUUUCGAAAACAAAAGACAUUCGUAGGCCUCCCCCAAUACGCAGCCUACCGCUCAACAGAGAACUUCAUACACCCCUCAUCCUUCCUACCCGAGCGCUGGCUCCCCUCGGACUCCCCCUUAUUUGUACCAAGCUCCUCGGAUCCCGCAUUCGAUAAGACCACCUUCUUGAACGACAACAAAGGCGUUGUACCGCCAUUUUCUGUCGGUCCAAGAAAUUGCAUUGGGUUCAAUCUCGCCUAUGCUGAAAUGCGACUCGUUCUUUCUCGGCUGUUGUGGAAUAUGGAUCUGGAAUUCCCUGAUACGUGUGGAAGAAAGGAUGACCGGCUGGUUUUUGAGGAGCAGAAGACUUAUGCCCUGUGGGAACGGGAACCUUUUCGUGCGAAGCUUUUUUGGGUUCGUUGA
Messenger RNA from Hymenoscyphus albidus, 1944 nucleotides. NCBI's taxonomy places the organism in Eukaryota, Fungi, Ascomycota, Leotiomycetes, Helotiales, Helotiaceae. The record is from the annotation of a GenBank genome assembly.